CUUUUCAUUGGCACUGUAUUUGUGAUUAUGAUUGUUGCCAUGAUCAAGCAGCCAUGAUGAUUCAGAGACCUCUAACCUGCUCCCCUCUGCCUUUGAACACGUGUGAUGAUGAGCCUCAGCUCUGCCUUCCUCUGUCAAGAGUCUUGCAAAGAUUGAGAGCUUUCAGGAAGUGAUUUCUCGCGGUUUUCAGAGCUCAGCCUCAACUCCUAAUCAUUUGAAGCAGAAAACCACAUUUCAAAAGAGCACGUUUUAAAGGCACUCUUGAAGAUCACGCAGCUCUCAGAGAUGCCUCGCUCCUUCAUGGUGAAGAGUAAGAAGGCGCACAGCUACCAUCAGCCGCGGAGUUUAGAGGAUGACUACAGCAGGCUGGACUCCAUGCUGGCGCACAUAUGCUCAGAGGUGGAUAAACUCCCGGAUGACGCAGACAUUUCAGCGGACAGAUACGCCCUCUCUCCGGACUCUCACCUGGCUGAUGCUGCUGAUUUCUCCCCGAAGUCUCCGCUCAGCUGCGCCGACAGUCUGUGCGCUCCCUCCUCGGACUAUGAGGACUUCUGGAGGCCUCCUUCUCCCUCUGCAUCACCAGUUGAUUCAGAGAAAUCCCUCUCCCCUGUGGUGGACGAGACUCAGCCCUUCACUGUUCCCUUCCGGCCGUACGCCUGGAGCAGCUACCCGGGGCCCGGGCUGAGGCCGUUGUUGCAGCAGAGCCUCCAUCCAAGCAUGGAAGUGGACAGGGGCCCUGGGCCCAUUACAUUUUACGCGGACAGGAGCACCCACCCGGCCCUGGACUCGUACCGGAGUCUGGGAGAGGAUGCUUAUGGAGACUACAGGAGACACACUGCUGCUGCUGCUGCUGCUCUGCUGUUCCCUGAUGGAGGCCUGAAAGCUCACAGUGGGAAGGCCCCGUCUGAUCUGCUCUGCUCCAGUCUGAUCCUCAACGGGGCCUACAAGUGUGUCAAGUGCAGCAAGGUGUUUUCUACUCCGCACGGUUUGGAGGUCCACGUCCGCAGAUCGCACAGCGGCACCAGACCAUUUGCGUGUGAAAUCUGCGGCAAAACCUUCGGACACGCAGUCAGUUUGGAGCAACACAAAGCCGUGCACUCGCAGGAAAGAAGCUUCGACUGCAAAAUCUGCGGUAAAAGUUUCAAAAGGUCAUCGACUUUGUCGACGCAUCUCCUCAUCCACUCCGACACCCGGCCGUACCCGUGCCAGUACUGCGGAAAGAGGUUUCACCAGAAGUCAGAUAUGAAGAAGCACACGUUCAUCCACACAGGUGAGAAGCCACAUAAAUGUCAAGUGUGUGGGAAAGCGUUCAGCCAGAGCUCCAACCUCAUCACUCACAGCAGGAAACACACAGGAUACAAACCUUUCGGCUGCGAUCUGUGCGGGAAAGGCUUCCAGAGGAAAGUGGACCUGAGGAGGCACAAAGAGACACAGCAUGGACUCAAAUGAAGCGAAACAGACUUCUGAACAGAUUCCAGUCAUGAUGUGACCUGACUUUAACGUCUUUAAUGCAUUUUAAAGAAACGAUCUCGGACAUUUGGCAAAGACAGAAGAGGCGUUACAAAUCUGUCAGCAUGAGGACGUUUUUUGGAUUGAAGAUGACCUUUGAUCCAUACUGUAAAACCAAGUGUUAAAGUGCAUUUCAGAUAGAAAUAUAUGUAUUACUAUUUAUUUAUGGUGAUAAAUUAAACAUAUAUGAUCAGAUUUAAACAUUUUUCUUACAGACAUUUUAAAGAGAAGAUGUUAAAAACACUAAAUAUUUUCAAGAUUACUCCAGAGGUGAAGAUGAAACAAACACAUCUGGGAAAAAGUCUGACUGCACAUGAUGACAUAAAUUCAUCAAAUCAACCAGGAUCAGCCCCUUCAGUGGGGUUAAACCCCUCAAGUUCUUUGUGCUCUCACUUUAAAAACCCUGAUCAGCUGCAAAGCUGCAAAUCUGCGCCUCUCCUCAGAGCAGAGGCUUUGUUUUCAGUUUGAAGACAUGCUGGCAAAACAGCCUCCUCACACUGUGUGAUUUAAUAAACAGCAGGCCUUACUCACAGAGAUGUUA
Molecule: messenger RNA, 2050 nt
Organism: Cheilinus undulatus (humphead wrasse)
Lineage: Eukaryota; Metazoa; Chordata; Actinopteri; Labriformes; Labridae
Gene: gfi1ab
Product: growth factor independent 1A transcription repressor b
Exons: 7
Coding region: 286-1449 (387 amino acids)
Cellular component (GO): nucleus
Source: RefSeq, a predicted model, not a curated record